AUACUACUACUAUAGUAGUGGUACUAUUUUGUUUCAGCUCAGCUAGUCUAUCUUCUAGCCUAGACCCAGGUUUUCUGUGUCCUUCUGUUUUUUAGUGUUUUGUUUCUUUCUUUGUUUUCUUCUUCUAUACACAAUGGCUUUCUUCAUUUCUUGAUAUGGCUUCUUCUUAGAUAGUACUCACUACUACUGUCUACUACAUUUUAUUUCCUAAAUUUAAGGGCUUCCUAGCUUUUUGGUUAUUUUCCAUUUUCAAGAUUCCUCAAAUGGAAUACUCCCUCACAUUUCUUGAGCAUUUCAAGACUCAAUCUUUUUCACUCUAAACCCCCUUUUGUCUUCUACACCCCACCCCCAUGAUCUCCAAUUCUGCAGAAAGUUUCAUGUGAUGGAUUCUUGAUGGGAAAAGGAGGAAGAAGUUGAAGAAAAGGUGUUUUCUUUGUAAACAACCUCAUAACCAUUUCAAAGAUUCGAUCUUUUUCACUGCAAACCCCUUUUUUCACCCCCCUUAAUCUCAUCAAUGGAUUCUUGAUUGUUCUAUCUGGUUGUUUUGGAGGGAAAAGGAGGAAGAAAUUGAAGAAAAGGUGUUUUCUUGAAAAAAAAAAAAACUCAAGAAUGACACUUUUGAGGUUUCUGUUAACUGUGCUUUUUCUAGUUGGUUUGUUAUCAAGAUUCCAACUUGUGAAUUCCCAGUUGGUUUUUCAUGAUCAAGAUGUAGUGGAAGCAAUUGGGAAAGAGCUAUCAGUACCUGGAUGGGGUGUGAUGAACACAACUGAUUUCUGCUCUUGGCAUGGAGUUGUUUGCAGCUCAAACAGGUCAAUGGUGGAAAGACUUGAUCUUUCUGGUUUUAGAUUACAAGGUAAUGUAACUCUAAUAUCUGAGCUCAAAGGUUUAAAGUGGCUAGACCUUUCUAAUAAUAACUUCCAAGGUUCUAUUCCAUUUGCAUUUGGGAAUUUAUCUGAGCUUCAAUAUCUUGAUUUGUCUUUUAACAAAUUUGGAAACUCAAUACCUAGUGAAUUAGGUAAGCUCAGAAGCCUUAAGGCAUUGAACCUUUCGAAAAACUGGCUCACAGGAGCUAUACCUGAUGAGCUUGAGGGGUUAGAGAAUUUGCAAGAUUUUCAAAUAUUUACUAACAACUUGAAUGGUUCUAUCCCAAUGUGGAUUGGUAAUUUGACCAAUCUUAAGGUUUUUGCUGCUUAUGAGAAUGAAUUUAGUGGUGGUGUUCCUGUUAACUUAGGAUUGUACUCUGAUCUUUCUUUGUUGAACCUUCACUCAAACCAGCUUGAAGGUACUAUUCCUGAGAGCAUUUGUGCUAAUGGGAAUCUUGAAUUUCUUGUUCUAACUCAGAAUAAGUUGACCGGAACGAUUCCUGAUUCGAUUGGGAAUUGUAAAGGACUUUCUAGUAUUAGAAUUGGGAAUAACAAGUUGAUUGGAGGUAUCCCUAAAUCAAUUGGGAAUAUCAGCAGUCUUACUUAUUUUGAAGCAGAUACUAAUAGUUUGUCUGGUGAAAUUGUCACCGAGUUCGCGAAAUGCUCAAAUCUCACUCUUCUUAAUUUAGCUUCAAAUGAGUUUAAUGGAACUAUUCCUCCUGAGUUUGGUCAGCUUAACAGUUUGCAAGAAUUGAUUGUUUCUGGUAAUAACCUUUAUGGAGAGAUUCCAAUAUCAGUUCUUAAGUGCAAGAAUCUCAAUAAGCUUGACUUGAGCAACAACAAGUUCAAUGGUACCAUACCGGUAGAUAUCUGCAAUACGUCCAGAUUGCAAUAUUUGCUGUUGGGGGAGAACUCGAUUCGAGGGGAGAUACCUCAUGAGAUAGGGAAUUGUGUAAAGUUGCUUGAGUUGGAAAUGGGGAGUAAUGAACUUACUGGAAGUAUCCCUCCUGAGAUUGGUCAUAUGAAGAACUUGCAGAUUUCGUUGAAUUUGAGUCAUAAUCGUCUCCACGGAAAAUUGCCUCAGGAUUUAGGAAAACUUGACAAGUUGGUUUCUUUAGAUGUAUCUGAUAAUCAGCUCUCUGGGAAUAUUCCGCCGGCAUUGAAGGGCAUGCAGAGUUUGAUAGAGGUUGAUUUUUCGAGCAACCAAUUCACUGGUCCAAUACCUACUUUUGCACCAUUUCAGAAAAGUCCUAAUUCAAGUUUUCUUGGAAACAAAGAUCUCUGUGGUGAUCCUUUGAGUGGUGGUUGUGGGGAUUUAAAUGGUUAUGACCACAGCGUUUACGGUCACAAGGUCUCUUACCGAAUCGUUUUGGCUGUUAUCGGUUCUGGUUUGGCAGUUUUUGUAUGUGUCACAGUGGUUGUGUUGCUGUUCAUGAUGAGGGAGAAACAAGAGAAAGCUGCCAAGGAAGCAGCUGGAAAUACCAUUGAUGAAAUUUCUAGCAAACCAGUCAUACUAGCGGGAAACGUCUUUGUUGACAAUCUAAAGCAAGCAAUUGAUUUUGAUGCAGUUGUAAAGGCAGUCAUGAAAGACUCGAAUAAGAUUUGUGUUGGUACUUUCAGCACUGUCUAUAAAGCAGACAUGCCUUCCGGGAUGAUUUUGUCUGUGAAGAAGCUAAAGUCAAUGGACAAAACUAUAAUUCAUCACCAGAGUAAGAUGAUCAGAGAGCUUGAAAAGCUUAGUAAGCUCGUUCAUGAUAAUCUUGCUCGUCCUAUCGGAUUUGGAAUCUAUGAAGAUGUCGUUCUUCUGUUGCAUGAAUAUUAUGCCAACGGAACGUUGACUCAAUAUCUUCAUAACUCUAGCCAGAAACCUGAAUAUAAGCCCGACUGGCCAACAAGACUUGCCAUUGCCACUGGAGUUGCAGAAGGAUUGGCAUUCCUUCAUCAUGUUGCUAUCAUCCAUCUUGACAUUUCUUCCGGGAAUGUGCUUCUUGAUUCUAAUUUCAGGCCUUUGGUUAGUGAAGUUGAAAUCUCUAGGCUUCUCGAUCCAUCUAGAGGGACUGCAAGUAUUAGUGCUGUUGCUGGUUCAUUCGGAUAUAUUCCUCCAGAGUAUGCAUAUACAAUGCAAGUAACAGCUCCUGGAAAUGUUUACAGCUAUGGGGUUGUUUUGCUCGAGAUCCUAACCACCCGACUACCUGUUGAUGAAGCUUUUGGUGAAGGAAUAGAUUUGGUUAAGUGGGUACAUGGUGCACCUACAAGGGGGGAAACACCGGAGCAGAUACUCGAUGCAAAGCUCAGCACCAUUUCAUUUUCUUGGAGAAAAGAAAUGUUAGCAGCACUAAAGGUUGCGUUGCUGUGCACUGACAUGACACCAGCAAAACGACCAAAGAUGAAGAAGGUGGUAGAAAUGCUGCAAGAAAUCACAGAAAGUUAAACAAAGUUCAUAUCAUCAAAUCAAAGUAUGUCUUGAUCUCUGUCUCUUCAUAUGUGAAUGCUCCUGUAAAAAUACAAGUGUACGACAUUCUUAGUCGAGAGGACAAAAUGGUCGAACUCUUAAGGGUAUGAUGUGUCUUACUUCAAUCAUAUGAUCACCAGUUCUUUUUCUCCAAAACAUGUAAAUGGAGAUG
Molecule: messenger RNA, 3487 nt
Organism: Solanum stenotomum
Lineage: Eukaryota; Viridiplantae; Streptophyta; Magnoliopsida; Solanales; Solanaceae
Product: leucine-rich repeat receptor-like tyrosine-protein kinase PXC3
Exons: 2
Coding region: 610-3294 (894 amino acids)
Biological process (GO): protein phosphorylation
Molecular function (GO): ATP binding; protein binding; protein kinase activity
Source: RefSeq, a predicted model, not a curated record